This is a messenger RNA of Trichomonas vaginalis G3, 261 nucleotides long. RefSeq lists its product as uncharacterized. The record is from RefSeq and is a predicted model, not a curated record. The transcript has a single exon. The coding region runs from base 1 to 261 and encodes 86 amino acids. Lineage: Eukaryota; Parabasalia; Trichomonadida; Trichomonadidae.
AUGCUGCACAACAACGCCAGCCACAACAAGGAGCUACGCCACUACAUGCUGCACAACAAGCUACUGCACCACAACGACCACAACAAAGCGCUACACCACUACAUAAUGCACAACAACGCCCGACACAACAAAGCGCUACACCACUACAUGCUGUACCACAGCGACCACAACAAAGCACUACACCACUACAUGCUGCACCACAACGCCAGCCACAACGCCUACCUCAUCAAGAUGUUGCACCACUACAUUCUGCACAAUUAA